AUGGGUAAGGAUUCCACGUCUGAAAAUGUACACAUUCCAAGAUAUAUAAAGAACCAACCGUGGUUCUACCAAGACACUAAGAAAGAUGAACGGUUGACGGGCAAGGAUGACUACUUGGUUCACCACAGACAGUUGAAGAAGGGCGGUGCGUUGGAUAUAGAUAAUAACUCGGAGCCAAAGCUGGGACUUGGUAUUAGGGAUGAGUUUGAAAAGGUACAGGUGGUUCGAACGUCGAAGCGUGGCGGCAACAGGUGUGGGAACUGUGGUUCUCUGGGGCAUAGCAGGAGAGACUGCUUGGAGAGGGCGAGGAAAGUUCCUAGGCUGGAUGGCGAUACUGGAGCGGUCAUCUCCGUGCGGAAGGAGGCAGCUGGCUCGUCUGAUUGGGACGCUAGAAAGGAUAGAUGGUUCGGCUAUACGGGUAAGGAAUAUGACGAAGUGUUGAAGAAGUGGGAAAAUAGGCGACAGACUGCGACGCAGGCAGACGAAGACUGGUGGGAUACGGAUGAGGAAGUGGAGCUGACGAAGCUAGGGUUGUACAAGGACACUGGCGGAAUCCUAAGGGCGGAAGAGUUCGGGAACACCAAACUGCAGCGGGCUUCUGUGAGGCUGAGGGAGGAUCGGGCUGCGUAUUUGAACGAUCUGAACGCCGAAGAGAUCAAGUACGAUCCCAAGUCACGGUUGUACAAGACCGAGAGUCUCGGCUCAGUCGACGAAGAGUCCAAGAUGUUCCGAAGGCACCUGACUGGCGAAGGCAAGGCGCUGGACGAGCUGAACCGGUUUACGCGUGCCCACGCCAGGAGGGAAGGGAUUAGAGACGAAAUAGAAAGCGAUGCCAAGGUGAAGCAUGUGCUGAUCGCAAAUCCCACCAAGUACGAGCGCAUGUUGAGACAGGAACAGAGCAAGCAGCCGCCAAGAGUCGGCAAGAUCACCGACCUGGAAGCAAGAAAGUCGAGUGGAACCGCUCAAUCAGCCAAGACCAAGCAGGAUUUGAAGGAAUUGUAUGGAUAA
Molecule: messenger RNA, 1008 nt
Organism: Torulaspora globosa
Lineage: Eukaryota; Fungi; Ascomycota; Saccharomycetes; Saccharomycetales; Saccharomycetaceae
Gene: SLU7
Product: mRNA splicing protein SLU7
Exons: 1
Coding region: 1-1008 (335 amino acids)
Biological process (GO): mRNA splicing, via spliceosome
Cellular component (GO): spliceosomal complex
Molecular function (GO): zinc ion binding; pre-mRNA 3'-splice site binding
Source: RefSeq, a predicted model, not a curated record